AUGGCUGGAUUUUUAGGAUGUGAGUUUUUGGGAAAUAUAUUUUGAUCUACGGGCGCGAAAGUUCGAAUGUUCAAAAUUUUCCUUAUCACCACACCGGAAAAUUUCGUGUAAAAAAUGAUGAUGAUAAAAAUUGUUUUUUGGUUUUUUUGCGGUAAUUUUUUCCUCAGGAGCUAGCUAGAAAUUUUAAUCCUAUUUAUUUUUUCUGUCAUCAUGUGCUACUCUUUUUUUGCCACGAUAAGCCUAGAACGUUUUUUUCGCGCUUUUUUUGAUACCACGUGGAGUUUUUUUGAGAAAAGGCGCGAAAACAAACAAAACUGCCAUAUUUUAGACAAAAAACGGUCUUUUUUUGUUAUUUUUCGCUCGGUAAAUAAAUAGGCAGCUUCAAUGACGCAAAUUGAGAUUUUUUAAACUUUCCAGGCAAAAUCAAAUCAACCCUGAUUUCUCAAUGACUUUUUGGGCACCAAACAAUCAUUUCCGUAUCAUUUUUCGUAUGUGUGACCGCCAAAAAUACCUUUUAUUAAAUAUUAUAUAAGUGAAAAUGAUGAUGAUAACCUAACCUAACCUCCACACUCAUCAAUCAUUUUUGUGUCUUGAGAAAAACCAAAAAAUAGUGGCGGUUUCGGUUUUUCAAUUGCGCAUGACACGUGGCUGGCUAUUUUCAGGCUCCGCCCCAACUGUUUUUCUCUUUUGGCCACUAUAAAUAGUUGCGCGGCAACUCGAACAAUUUUCUUUUCUUUUCUUCUACUUCUCAGUUUUCUUGAAAAAUAUAUGGGGCGGGGGGAGCUUGUUUAGUAUUGAUUUUUUGUUAGUUUUUUUAGCCUUGGGCUGAGAGACAGAAGCUAUAUGCACUUUUGCAUCAUUUUUUAUUCAUUUCUCAUAGAAAGACGUGGAUUUUUCAUGAUUUUGUGGGUCAUCGGAUGAUUUUUCUCGGAAAAUAAGUGAUAACUCGCGCCGGAACCUUAAAAUUCAUGAUUGUUUGGGUCUUUACACGAUUUCCAGUCGAAUUUCGCCAUUAAAUUCACAAAUUCUUCAUUUUAUAUUUUGUUUUCUCCUCAAAACCAUAAAUAAAAACAAGUUUUUAUUUGCACUUCCUGUUUUUUUUCAUCACGUUAAAAAUUAAGAAUGAGAAAUUCUUCACUAUUUUAAUCGACCACCGGAAAUCAACACACCCACAAUUUAAAUUUUCAGACGUAUUUUCGCAUUUUCAAUCGACUGCAAAUACCACAAAAAUGGCCGGUCAAACAAAUGGACUCGAAAAACGCAACAAAUAUUUAGAAAAUUCGAAAGAGGACUUUUUAUAUCAUUUUGGUUUCGGAGUUGCUACUUUGGAUUUACCUAAAGUUUUUGGAGACACAAAGGUUGGUUGAAAAAAAGAAAAAAAAAGAAAAUAUUUUCUCUGUCUGCAAUUGCGCGUCAAAUUCUGUGCUUGCACAUGUUUUGGAGUUGUGCGCCUUUGAAGAAAAUACUGUACUUCCUAGAAAAUUCAUUUUUUCGCCCAAAAUCGCGUGUUUUUUGCAGUUUGUAUGCACUGGCGGUUCUCCAGGUCGUUUCAAAUUGUAUGCCGAAUGGUUUGCCAAAGAAUGCAACAUCCCAUGCAGCGAGAAUUUGUCGAAAUCCGACAGAUUUGUCAUCUACAAAACUGGACCAGUUUGUUGGAUUAAUGUAAGUAUUUUAAAGGAAUAAGGGCAUGGCUCUCUUGGCUGUUUCAACAAAAAUUUGAAGAGGAUCGAUUUGAGAUCGAGAGAAUGAAAAAAACCUAGAAAUUUCCAACCAAAAUGUUUAAUUUUUCAGCAUGGAAUGGGAACUCCAUCAUUAAGUAUAAUGUUAAUCGAAGCGCUGAAAUUGAUGCAUCACGCAAAAGCUGAAAAUGUGACAUUUAUUCGACUCGGAACAUCUGGCGGUGUUGGAGUCGAACCUGGAACUGUUGUUGUAACAACUGAAGCAAUGAAUGCUGAAUUAUCUGAUAAACAUAUUCAAGUUAUUGCUGGAAAACGGGUGAGAAAAAGAUUUUUGGCUGAAAAUCAUUCAAAAAUCUUGAAUUGUAUAAAUUUUCUAGUUUUGAACCAAACUAGAAUUUUUGCUCACAUGAUUUUGAUUUGAAUAUAAUUUUUUCGUUCUUUGAACUAUAAUUUUGAAUGGGAAUCUUUUUUUAUUAGAAAAACUUGGAAGAAAUUUGAAAAAUCUAAACAUUUUUUAGAUUCGAAAUUCGAGGGGAAUUUUUCUUAUAAAAAAACCUAAUUUUGGUGCCAAGAAGCCACGGUGCAUUUUUUUCUUGCGAAAUUCGAAUUUUUCCCUUUUUUCAGAUUGAACGCCCAACUCAACUCGACGAAAAUCUGCGUCUCGAAUUAUGCGAACUCGCCGCCCUCAAAAACAUUCCCGUUGUAACCGGCAAAACAAUGUGCGCCGAUGAUUUUUAUGAGGGACAAAUGCGUUUGGACGGAUAUUUUUGCGAUUAUAAAGAGGAGGAUAAAUUCGCGUUUUUGGAAAAAUUGUACAAUUUGGGAGUGCGGAAUAUUGAAAUGGAAUCGACGUGUUUUGCCAGUUUUACACAUCGUGCUGGACACAGAUGUAGGCAAUUUUUGGGCUGGGCUGAGAUUUGGAGAAUUUAGGACUAGAAAAGGGUUUUCGAAUUUAAUGGCCUAGAAACCCAAAUUCUUUUGAGCUCUAAAGCAACAUUUGGAUUUCUUGGUUUUCUGGGUCACGAUCAAAUUCAGAAGUUUUUUCAUAUUUUUUAUUCAAAAUCGAAUUUUUUACUGAAAACUCAAAAAUCCUAAUUCCCCAAAAAUUGCUGUUUUUUUUUGCAGCCGCCAUUGUUUGUGUAACCCUUUUGAAUCGAAUGAACGGCGAUCAAGUGAAAAUCGAAAAAGAAAAAUAUGUGGAAUAUGAAGAAAGACCAUUUAGAUUGGUAACUGCUUUGAUAAGAAAACAACUCGCAAUUUGA
Caenorhabditis angaria is the source of this 2941-nucleotide messenger RNA. The record is from the annotation of a GenBank genome assembly. Lineage: Eukaryota; Metazoa; Nematoda; Chromadorea; Rhabditida; Rhabditidae.